This is a messenger RNA of Glycine soja, 686 nucleotides long. RefSeq names its product protein IDA. The transcript has a single exon. The coding region runs from base 169 to 453 and encodes 94 amino acids. Gene Ontology annotation, biological process: floral organ abscission. NCBI's taxonomy places the organism in Eukaryota, Viridiplantae, Streptophyta, Magnoliopsida, Fabales, Fabaceae. The record is from RefSeq and is a predicted model, not a curated record.
UCCCCAUGCAAACCACCACAUAUAUAUAAAACCACUUCCUUAGUUCCUUCAAAGUAAAAAAAUUCUUCACAAUAAAUUCAUCAACAUAUUCCUUAAACCUCUUCCAUAUUCUUAACAAGCUAAAAUCCUGCUGAAGCAAAACAACCUUAGCUUAUUCCUUCCAUUUUCAUGGCUAAUUCUCAUUAUUCUAAAACCUUGCAUCUUCCAUGCAAAGCCUUUUCUCUGGCUAUUCUCCUUGCUUUCUUGCUUCUUGUUGGUUCUUGCACUGCAACAAGGACAGGAGCAACCAUGAGGCUGAAUGAAGGCUCAGAACUUCUCCGGCCAAAGCAGCAAAAACCACGAUUUCCAUACAAAGGUCUUGUUUUCAACUUCUUCCCCAAAGGGGUGCCAAUACCACCUUCAGGUCCUUCAAAGAGGCAUAACUCAUUGGUGGCUUCCACUCCUCAGAAUUGAGAUGAACAUGAUGCCCAUUUUGCACGAGUUUCUCCAUUUUUUUUCUUCUUUAAUUGUUGGGUUUUUAAUUGAUAAGAGAGAUGAAAGGUUUGCAAUCAGAUAUAGAUCAAGCACAAUGAUAUUAUAUUAGAUCCUUAGAAGGUCUGAAAUUUUUUGGUUAUGUAAUUCUAAAUUUUACUGUACAUAUGGGAUAUGGCAUAUAGUAAUAAUAUAUUUACUCAUUUUCAGUUUGA